Molecule: messenger RNA, 987 nt
Organism: Heterostelium album PN500
Lineage: Eukaryota; Evosea; Eumycetozoa; Acytosteliales; Acytosteliaceae
Exons: 3
Coding region: 1-987 (328 amino acids)
Source: RefSeq, a predicted model, not a curated record
AUGGUGGGUUUAGUUCAACCCUUAACUUUAGUAUCGAGGGGUAGUCCUGCAACCAUUCAAAUAUCUGACUUCACAGCCAAUGGUGGUGCAUUGCAAUUUACGAUUCCAUCUGCUGUCGGUGUAAGAGGUACCAUUCAGUUGGAACCGAGUGGAGUCCAAGCCGAUUGGAAUCCAUUGCCUGUUGUCAGCUCUGUCAGUACCGCUCCGAUCUCUGGUGGUACAAUCACAGUGAGUGGUAGCUAUCUAUCGUCUGGCAAUGAAGCAGAUGCAAACAAAUCGACAAUAACAUUCCCACAUGGCAAAGUAAUCCAAGAGUACCAGAGUUCAUCGCUUUCAAAGGUUGCCUAUUUCACACUGACACCGAGUGUUGCCAUUCUUUACUCUGGUGUUAAUAUCCCACUUACUCUGACUGUAAGAGGAUUGAAUCAGACCGUUUUGUUCUCCUUUGAUAAACCAAACAUCACCGGUGAAUCAUAUAUUAACACUGGAAUAGUAUUGAACGGUGUUAACUUUGGUACCAAUGCUUCAUUAGUUCAAUUGUAUACAGACCAGACAAAAAUAACCAUUUCUAGUAUAACCAACACUGCCAUUACAAUUCUCUACAGUGAUAAUCCAAUUCUUUCUUCAUCUGGAACUCGUUAUCUUAAUUUAACAGUAAAUGGAAAUGUUAUCGAUAAAAUCUAUACUUUAACAAUACAAAUACAAGUUCUAGGAUAUUAUCAAAUUCAUGAUAAAGGAUACCUUUUAACCAAUGUUCCCUUGACAAAAGCUGGAAAAGUAUUGAUUCAAAGCGAGGAAAGUGAUUUCAAUCCAUAUACCUCUCCAUCAGAACAGGGUGUAUCCUUCUCGUUACCAUGGGAUGCUACUAUCGGUAAUACCACUAUGACAUUAAACAUUGGUGCUGGUGCAACUAUUAUUCAGAACAUUACCAAUAAUAAAAAAUUAACUAUAUUUAUAUCUUCUAAACAAAUAUUACGAAAAUUAUAG